Molecule: messenger RNA, 1509 nt
Organism: Danio rerio (zebrafish)
Lineage: Eukaryota; Metazoa; Chordata; Actinopteri; Cypriniformes; Danionidae
Gene: neil1
Product: nei-like DNA glycosylase 1
Biological process (GO): DNA damage response; base-excision repair; DNA repair
Cellular component (GO): centrosome; chromosome; nucleus
Molecular function (GO): class I DNA-(apurinic or apyrimidinic site) endonuclease activity; catalytic activity; hydrolase activity, acting on glycosyl bonds
Source: RefSeq, marked validated
AUAAAGAGGCGCGUUUCCAGGAUUGUGUAACAUCUUCAGGAGUGCAAAGGCCUAUUUCCUGUGUGAGAAUGCCAGAAGGUCCUGAGCUGCAUUUAGCAAGCCUGUUUGUCAACAGGAUGUGUGAAGGGGUUGUGUUUACUGGAGCCGUAGAGAAAUCUGAAGUAAAUAAAAAUCCUGAGGUCCCAUUUUGUUGUGACGCCUACUGCAUCAAAGCACAGUCCAGAGGAAAAGAAGUCAGACUUACACUCACGCCCAUUAAAAAUGACGCAAGCAGUAAACGAAAGAUUGAUGAACGGCAGUCCCAGCAGCCAAUGAAUGUGGUUUUUCGAUUUGGGAUGUCAGGAUUUUUCCGCUUCACUUCAGUAGACGAACUUCCGAAACAUGCCCACCUGCGGUUCUACACUAAUGAGACUCCACACAGGGUUCUGAGCUUUGAGGAUACCCGCAGAUUUGGCAGUUGGCAACCAAAUGGGAGCUGGCAAAAAAACAGAGGCCCUUGCAUCAUGUUUGAGUAUGAGAGCUUCAGGGAGAAUGUUCUUUCUAAUCUAUCUGACAAGGCAUUUGACAAACCCAUCUGUGAAGCUCUCCUAAAUCAGAAGUAUUUCAAUGGAAUUGGGAACUAUCUUCGAGCAGAGAUCUUGUUCAGAUUACAAAUCCCUCCAUUUGAGAAGGCACGAACAGUUCUAGAAGGACUUGAGCUGAAAGACGAAGAUAAAAAGAAGGUCAAAAAGGAGAUUUCAGUUGCAGAGACUACAGACACAACUGCGAAGAAGGAGAUUAAGACUGAGACCCCAGACCUCCUUUCGUUAUGUCACACUGUUCCUUGGGAAGUAGUGAAUUUGGGAGGAAAGGGUUAUGCCCCUGCAAAGGGGGAGUAUUCUGUUCUACAGGCCUGGAUGAGGUGUUACUCUGUGGAUGGAAUGAACUCAUUAAAUGACCACAAUGGACGGACAAUUUGGUUCAAAGGAGAUCCUGGUCCUUUGGUGCCUAAAGGUGCCAAAUCCCGCAGAAUUGUGUGGAAAACACAGAAAGGUGGUCAUGAUUACACUGAUUCAAAGAAAGCCAAAAGGACACAAACUGACAGCAUUAAAAAAGAAAAGUCAGACAAGAAAAUGGGCAACAUAAAAGUACAGAGAAAAAAAGAAAGCUCCACAAAAAGUGGAUUAAAAAGGCAGGAGAAAGUCACAAGAAUUUCCAAGUCAGAACCUGCAGACAAGAAGAAAAAGCCGAACGAAGGAGAAAAGAGAAAGUCUCAGAAAGUUCCUGUAAAGACUGGAAGUAACAGAAUAAAAGGCAGAUGUGUAAAGGAAGUGAAUAAAAAGAAUUCUACCACCUGCAGGAAAAGCAAAACAAAAGCAAAAUCACAAAGUCGUGACACAAAAUGAUGCUGUUCCAGAUGAUGUGACUCAACAAUCAGAAUACUUUUCAAAAAGAAGCUAAAUCUGCAAACUACUGUAAUGUACCACCCAGUCCUUUUAUUUUGAAAACAAUAAAAAAAAAGAAAAUCUA